Molecule: messenger RNA, 1991 nt
Organism: Diatraea saccharalis (sugarcane borer)
Lineage: Eukaryota; Metazoa; Arthropoda; Insecta; Lepidoptera; Crambidae
Source: the annotation of a GenBank genome assembly
AAUCGCACCAUUGUAGUUAGUCGCUUUUGUAUGCACAUCCAGCACCUGCUACCUUAUAUUUCAGAGGUCGCAAGCGCUGGCUUAACUCAUGUUGCUGUUUCGUACGCAGAGAGAGCGAGAGCCCUCUGCCGCCCGCUCACGACGACUACGUGAAUCGUGACGCGUUACGUGACUACGCGAACAGGGACUCGCUGUGUGAUGACUACGGUGAUGACUACGCGAAUAGGGAGGCGAUACGGGAGGCGCAACGCGAGAGGGAGAGGGAGAGACAGGCGAACGAAUACAGGGAGUACGUGAACGCACCGUCCGCUUGGCAACAAGACGGCGGCGAUGACAACAGGAAUACCCAGCGGCGGCAGACUGCAAGGAGUCUAAGUAACAACGUGUCCGCCGCGAUGUCGCUAGUAUCCGAACACGGGGCUAAUAACUUCGCCACCAUCAGGACAACGAGCAUCGUCACCAAACAGCAGAAGGAACACAACCAGGAGAUGCACGAACAAAUGUCCGGAUACAAGCGUAUGAGACGAGAGCACCAAGCUGCGUUACUUAAGCUGGAGGAGCGCUGUAAGGCUGACGUGGACGCGCACAAGGCGCAGCUAGACCGCGAGUACGACGCGCUGCUGCAGCAGCUGUCUCGCGAGCUGGAGCGGCUACAGACCAAGCACGCCCAAGAGCUGGAUCGCAAACAGAAACAGAACGCGGCGGCCGAAAAGAAGCUCAUCAAAGAUAUUACCGCGAGGCAGGAACAAGAGCGGAAGGCGUUCGAGACGCAACGCAAGCGCGAAUACAAGGCUAAUAAGGAGAGGUGGAAAAAGGAGCUCAGUAUGGACGACGCAACGCCUAAACGACAGAGAGAUGCUACUCUGCAGUCACAAAAGGAUAAUAUGAAGCAAGCGGAGGCGGCGGAGGAGGCGCGACUGGUUCGUUCGCAGCGCGAGUACCUAGAGCUGGAACUGCGACGGUUCCGUCGCCGCCGCAUGCUCGCGCUACAUCACAAGGAGCAGGAGCUGCUGCGAGAGGAGUUGAAUAAGCGGCAACAACAGCUGGAACAGGCUCACGCGAUGCUACUACGUCACCACGAAAAAACGCAGGAGCUCGAGUACCGACAACAAAAAGGUGUCCACGCGCUUAGGGAAGAGCAAUUGGCCAAUCAGCACGCGACUGAACUAGCCAAUCAGCGAGAGUACAUGCAGCGUGCUGAACAUGAAUUACGCAAAAAACACGCACUGCAACUCAAACAACAACCAAAAAGUCUUAAGCAAAAAGAGAUGCAGAUUCGCAAACAGUUCCGGGAGACGUGCAAAAUACAGACGCGACAGUAUAAGGCGUUAAAGGCGCAGAUUCUACAGAUGACCGCCAAGGAACAACAAAAGGAAGUAAUCAAGACGCUGAAGGAUGAGAAGCGACGCAAGUUGGUACUGUUGGGGGAACAGUACGAUCAGAGCAUCACGGAGAUGCUACAGAAGCAAACGGUCCGCCUUGACGAAAGCCAGAUGAUGGAGUGUCAGCAACUGAAGAUGCAGUUGGAGCACGAGCUGGACAUGUUGACGGCGUACCAGAGCAAAAGUAAGAUGCAAGCGGAGGCGCAACGGAACCGUGAGAGGCGUGAACUGGAGGACAGGGUCGCCGUCAGGAGGGCGUUGCUCGAGCAAAAGGUACUAGAGAUUCGAUACACUUUUAGUCGGCCAUUGCACAACCGAUCAGGGCUUACGCUUGAACGCAAUCUCAGUAUUAAUUUUAAUCCAAUCCAAUGAUUUCAAUUUUCAUCAAAUAUACCAUACUCUUGAAACAUUUCAAUUAGUUCAUUCAAUUACCAUGCUGUAUGGAACUAAUUGGCGCUAGUGUACCAAAUCAAAGCGUACAAAACGUCACAAUUGCAAUGUCGAUCGAUCACGAUUGCGAUCAAAAGGAAACAUGCUGGAUGGUAAGUUUGACAUCAGAUUUAUUCGUGUACGCAAUCUCUAACUCAAUUUGAAUCUAAUUCAAUGACA